UUCCCUUUACUUCUGUUGAAAAGAAAAACAAAGGAAAAGGAAAAAACGGUAUGAGAGGAAACAAACCCUAAAAUCUCGAUCUGAUUGCCAAAAAAAAAAAAAAAAAUCCACAUUCCCGCACUCAUAUUCCUCGCCAUCUCCACAGUCCGAGCUUGCGAUUCUCCCAUCAAACCGUAUCAGGGCAUUUCCCCCUUUGCGUUUCUUCCCGGCAAUUCACUGGUGGGCGUUUGUGUUUGGCAUCUUUUUCGGCUUUCCUCGUUUCUCUCCCAGCCCUCGGCGGAAACCGAUUGGACGCCCCUUGUUUCCCGAUCUCGCCGUCUGUCCAUUUGCAAUCGCCGCCUCCGGUUUGCCCGGCUCAUUCUAUGCGUGGGGAAGAGAGCAGGAGCUUCUGGGAUUGUGAAUUCCGCUGGAUGCGUGUUAGGUUGAGGAGUCUGAAAUCAUAAAUGCAUGUCCCCGGGGAUCUAGGGUUUUCCAGCCUGGUCCUUGCGGCGGUGUGCCUCGCUUUCCCGAUUGCAAUCCUCUUAAUUCAUCGCAAAUGGCGGAUUGCCGUCGCCAGGAACGAGGAGAUCAACAGGCUCCUCGUGUUGGCGUCCGAGGAGGCUGUUAGAGCUGAGCUCGAGGCUACGGUUUCCUACACUGCCGUCCCUGUGCCCCGGAAUGUGUACCAGUGCGUUGUUUGUUAUUCCCCAACCACCACGCGAUGUGCCCAGUGCAAAGCCGUCAGAUAUUGUUCUGGAAAAUGCCAAAUCAUCCACUGGCGACAGGGUCAUAAGGAUGAUUGUCAUCCUCCCUCCAUCUUGAAUGAUGAUAGAACCAGUUUCAAGGUGGAGGUGGCAGAGAAAAUUGAGCCUCAUACUUAUGAUGCCAGAUGGGAAAAUGCACCAAGUGAUACAUCAUCAACUGAGCAUGCAUCUUCUGAUUCCGGUUGGUCUCCUGAAAUUGCACUUAGAAAGGAAGAAGAUACUGGAGUUGAUUUCAUUUCAGAUACAAGAGGGGUGGAUUCUACAUCUGAAUCGUCAGGUACCUUCUUUUCAGGAUUUUCUAGUCCUGCUACAAGCGGGGAAUCGUCUGAUGAGGCUUCUGUCAGUGAAAGCAUCAGUUCAAAUGAUCCUGAGGGUCCAGAUAGACAAACAUCCACCUAUGUUGCAUCUGACAUUCUCCGUUCUGGCUUGAGCAAAGUGGAUCAGCUGGAGCCAUUGUCUCCAAAAUUUGCUAAGUUGGCUGAUGCCACUGAUAAUGUUAAUUUUAUGGCUCGUUCAGAUGACAUCAAACCGCAUAGUGGAGAGCCAACAAAUAUUUAUGUGUCCUCUAGUUCCUCAGGUCCCAGCAUCAGUGCUACAUUUUCUAAAACCAACCCUGUUAAGAUUGCUUCUGAUUAUUGGGGUGGCACUUCAGAGUCUGUUGUGGCCACUGUUGUCGAAGAUGUUAAUGCUAAACCCAAUUCUGCUAGAGCUGUGAAGACUAAGGUAUCUGAUCAAAACCGUCACUUGAAGUACAACAUGGGCAGAAUUGAUGCUCUUUCCUCUCAUAUACAGCGGUCAGAAGGAGAAAAACUUAUAUCUGAUGAGGAACCCAGUAGGAAAUCUGCACUCGAGAAUAUCAUUGCGGAUGCUCCAAGAAUCAGUAGCUCUAAAUCUGGGAACUCAGAAAGGCAUACUCGCAUCAAGAAUGACUCCUGUGGGGAUUCAAAAGUCUUAUUGACCCAUGAGCUUAGGGCUGCAUCAAAGUCCUCUGCUCCGCAUGUAUCUUCCAGUUGUGAAGGGGAUGCAUUGUAUGGAGAUGCUUCGAAAGUCUCUGGAUUGUAUUCCUCGAACAAGAGAUCAAAUCUUCUUGCUAGUGAUACUAUAGCAGCUUCACAUUUGUCAAAACCCAGACUAUCUUCUGAGCAGCAUGCUUCUAGUAUGAUUGCGCAGCCAUUGCUAAUUGUGAAAGCUGUGAAAGUUGAAAAUGGUGAAGUGUUACCUGUUACUUCUAACCAGUCUGGAAGCAUGUCUUCAAGUUCUAUGAGUGGAUUGAGAUCAUCAAUGAGGAAGGUUGUUGACCAACUUAGAGGACCUAAAUGUGGAAGAUACAGUAAUAAGGGCAUUUUUCCUUAUGAUCUAUUUGUAAAGUUAUACUCUCACAAGGUGGAUUUGCAACCAUGCGGACUCAUCAAUUGCGGGAACAGCUGCUAUGCUAAUGCUGUUCUUCAGUGCUUGUCAUUUACACCUCCCCUGACUGCUUAUUUUUCCCAAGGACACCACUCUAAAGCCUGUGUAAGGAAGGGAUGGUGUUUCACUUGUGAGCUUGAAAAUCUGGUUUUGAAGGCUAAGGAAGGGAGAAGCCCACUCUCUCCCGUUUCUAUACUUUCACAACUACAGAACAUUGGAAGCAACCUUGGUAAUGGGAGAGAAGAAGAUGCACAUGAAUUUUUGAGGUAUGCUAUUGACGCUAUGCAAUCUGUUUGCCUGAAAGAAGAUGGAAUUAAAGCAGUGGGCUCAACCGAAGAAGAAACUACCCUUAUUGGCCUGACAUUCGGGGGCUAUCUAAGAUCAAAGAUAAAAUGCAUGAAGUGCCACUACAAAUCAGAACGGCAAGAAAGAAUGAUGGAUCUCACAGUUGAAAUCGAAGGGGACAUAGGCAAGCUAGAAGAUGCGCUCAGGCGAUUUACUAGUACUGAGAUUCUAGAUGGGGAAAACAAGUACCAGUGCGGCAGAUGCAAAUCUUAUGAGAAAGCCAAGAAGAAGCUGACAAUAUUGAAGGCACCUAAUAUACUUACAAUUGCUUUGAAGAGAUUCCAGUCGGGUAAAUUUGGAAAGCUCAAUAAAUCGAUUCGGUUCCCUGAGAUCCUGGACCUGGCACCAUACAUGAGUGGUACAAGUGAUAAAUCGCCAAUUUACAGGCUCUACGCGGUGAUCGUUCACCUAGAUGUAAUGAAUGCUUCAUUUUCCGGUCACUAUGUGUGCUAUGUUAAAAAUAGCCAGAAUAGGUGGUUCAAGAUUGACGACAGCACGGUAACAACUGUUGAACUGGAAAGGGUCUUGAGCAAAGGUGCAUACAUGCUUCUUUAUGCAAGAUGCUCUCCCCAGGCCCCACCAGGGUUGAUAAGGAAUGGAACAGUACUGUCUCCUGAUGUGAAGAAUAAUAAAAGCAGCAGUGCUUCUAAAAUCCACCCGAAGGUGGGAGUAAUAAGUUCGAGAUCAAGUGGCGAUCAUGAGUUGCUUCAACAUCAGCCCAAUUCAGUAGCGUCUUCUCUGGAUAAUGAAGCAGCAAGUGUGGAAUCUUUCUAUUUGAAGUUCCACCGGUUGCAGAGGAUCUUGGAAGAGGACUCCUCGUCUAGCGACAAUUACUCGUUCACCAGCAGCAAUAAUUCUGAUGAAGGCUCGUGCAGCACUGAUAGCACCCGGGAUUCCACGAGUGCUGAUGAUCUUUCCGAUUACAUUUUUGGGGGUUGGAACAGUAGCACUUGGAGGAAAGCAGCCGCAGAUUUUGACGCCGCCACGGCAUCUUCAUCAUCGUCAUCGUCGACUUCUUCAUCUCCGUUGUACUCGAGGCAUUCACCCCUUUCCAACACAGACCGGGAUGCUUCAGCAGCAGGGUUUGCAGAGACAUCUGGAAGUCAUUGUGGUUUUACCACGCUGACACGGUUAAGCAUAGUGCUCAUCGUAGUAGGAAAUUAGGUAGUAGUAGUUGUAGAGAAGCUGACUCGGAGAGAUUAGUAGGACGGGUUAGUAGCAAGUUGUCUUCAAAUGAUGUAAAAUCUGGUGUACCCUUUAGGAGAUCAGUGAGCGACAGAACAGAUUAAGCCAUUUGUAAUUUUAUUAGCUGGGAACCGGCGGCAUCAAUUGGAGGGGAAAAGGGAUUUGGGGGCUGAAGUGGUAGUUUUUCCACUCUGUGUGACUGGAAAAUCAGCUCAGCCGUCACCAUUUUGUCGAAGUUCCCUUUUCCCCCACUGCUGCCAUGAUUUAAUUUCUCUGUAAUCUGUAUAUAGGGACGAUUCCUUGAAGAGUGUAUAGUGCAGGGGAUGAGUCCCCAGCCCAGAAGAAGAGAAGAGGGUCCGUGGAAAUGUUGUAUAACGGAUAUUUUAAAUGCUGAAAUUAGAUAUAUAAUGAUUUAUGUUCCACCCUAGUGUCCUUUUCUCUUUAGCUUUUGAAGAGCAUUGCCUUGAUUAAAUUUGGCGGAGUUUUUUCCCCAAUGACAAUAAAACCCCUAUUUGCUGUUCUAAACUCUGUACAAACAAACACUAAGUAAAAAAUAUGAAUGAGAAUCUUGAAGCACAGGC
Linum tenue is the source of this 4261-nucleotide messenger RNA. The record is from the annotation of a GenBank genome assembly. Lineage: Eukaryota; Viridiplantae; Streptophyta; Magnoliopsida; Malpighiales; Linaceae.